Molecule: messenger RNA, 1338 nt
Organism: Porites evermanni
Lineage: Eukaryota; Metazoa; Cnidaria; Anthozoa; Scleractinia; Poritidae
Source: the annotation of a GenBank genome assembly
AUGUCCUUGUUUCGUUGCGGUCUCACCGUUCAAAAGAAAAAAGUAACGGAACGUCCAAACAAUUCUGAUGCCUCUGAAGAAAUUCAGCCUGCUGUUCCGGCCUACUUUCCAAGCCAAGAAAGCACUUCCUUGGACAAUGUCGAAAAUCAUGCAGUGGAAUCGUCCGUUGCGAGCUUGUUUAAUCCUCACUCGACUGACGGUUCCUCGGUUACGUCAGCAGCAAGAAAACGUGGAAAGUACCAACUCUAUUCGGCUGAAACACGCGCCAAGAUUGGGAAAUAUGCCAGUGAGAAUGGUAAUUCGAAAGCCAUGAAUCAUUUCAAGGAGGAAUUCCCAACAUUAAAGGAAAGCACUGUAAGAACGUUCAAGCAGGCUUAUGAGAAGAGUCUACGUGAGGAGAACAAAAAAGGUAACACAGACGCGACUGUCAUUGCUACCCCGAGUGACACCCGUGGGCGGCCACCAAUAUUCCGUGAACUGGACAGUAAAUUAAUCUCUCUUCUUAGGAGCAUUAGAAGCAGAGGUGGAGUAGUUAAUUUCUGUGUCGUGGAGGCAAAGCUCUGGCGCUUGUUGAUAGUAAUAAGACGCCACAUUUAAGACAAUUUAAGCCUACAGUGACUUGGGUGAAGUCCAGUUAUAGGCGCUGCAGUUUUACUCGCCGAGCUGCAACAACCACUCGUCCUCCAGUUCCCAGAGGGUCCCAGAGGGAUGUUUGAAGAAUGUAAACUUACAUUUCUCACUGACAUUAACAAGAUGAUUACAGAGAACAAAAUUCCUCUUGAGUUGGUGUUAAAUGCGGAUCAAACUCCUUGCUCGUACGUUUCCGUCGGGAGAAUGACGAUGGCUGCAAGAGACGCAUCGUCAGUUCCAAUUAAAGGUCUGACUGAUACGACAAACAUCACUCUCACCUUUGUUGUCACUUUAUCAGGAGAAUUCUUACCCAUGCAAGUCAUAUACCAAGGUAAAACAACAGCCAGCCAACCAAGAGGUUUUAAAUUCCCCAGAGGAUUCGCAAUUUACCAGAGUCCGAAACAUUACUGUAAUGAAGAUGAAACUCUAAUCUUGAUAGAUAAAGUAAUUGUCCCCUAUGUCGAGAGGAAAAGAAAGGAGCUCAAACUGGCGCCAACUUAAAAAGCUCUGCUGAUCUGGGAUGUGUUUAGAGGCCAAAAAACUGUAAAGGUUUUGAAGAAAUUGGCAUCACUAAAUAUUGCGAUUGUGUCGGUGUCCGCCAACAUGACCCACUUCUUUCAGCCUCUGGAAAUCACCAUCAAUAUGGAGGCCAAGAGAUUUAUGAAGGACAAGUUUACGACAUGGUACUCGGACGAAGUAAAGCAGUAA